UGUGCUCUUUCGCCCUCGCCACUCCUCUCCCCACUUAUAAAUACGAGCGGCCACCGCCCAACCCACAACUCUCUCCACACGGUGUUGGAGCGAUGGGCUCGAUCUCAGACCCACCCCUUCUGUCCGACUUCACCCAACUCCUCCGGAGUUGCCCCACCGUCUCCUCCUCCUCCUACUCCCCCUCCUCUCCGGCCCUGAAUGCCGAUGUGGUGACGCCCCGGGAGUGCGAGCUCCCGGUCAUCGACCUGAGUGGGCUGCGCAGCGAGUGCAAGGCGGAGAGGCGGUCGUGCGCAGCGGCAAUCUGCAGGGCCUCCACGGAGUGGGGAUUCUUCCAGGUGGUGAACCAUGGGAUCAGCAGCGAGCUGCUCGGGGAGAUGAGGAGGGAGCAGGGGAAGCUGUUCGAGACACCCUUCGAGACCAAGGCCCGCUCUGCCCUCCUCAACAACUCCUACCGCUGGGGCAAUCCUGCCGCCACCUCCCCUGCCCAAUUCUCCUGGUCCGAGGCCUUCCACGUCCCCCUCACCAAAAUCUCCGAUCCCUCUUGCUACGGGCCGUUCAUCUCUCUCGGGGGAGUAAUGAUGGAGUUCGCUGCUGCCAUGUCUAGGCUGGCCAGGACGCUGGCGGGGGUCCUGGCGGAGAACCUCAGGCAUCGGGACUGCAGCGCAUUCGACGAGACAUGCCACGAGAGCACGUGCUUCCUCCGGCUGAACCGCUACCCCGUGUGCCCGCUCUCGCCGGAGAUGUUUGGGUUGGUGCCCCACACGGACAGCGACUUCCUGACCAUACUUUACCAGGACCAAGUGGGAGGCCUCCAGCUCCUCAAGGACUCCCGAUGGGUCGCCGUCAAGCCCAACCGAGACGCUCUUAUCGUCAACAUCGGAGACCUUCUUCAGGCGUGGAGCAACGACGUGUACAAGAGCGUGGAGCACAAGGUGAUAACGAACGACCAGGUGGAGAGAUACUCUGUCGCCUACUUCCUUUGCCCUUCGUACGACUCUCCGAUCGGGAGUUGCACAGAGCCCUCCGUCUACAGAAAGUUCACUUUCGGCGAGUACCGGAAGCAAGUCCGAGAGGACGUCAAGAGAAACGGCCACAAAGUUGGUCUCCCACGUUUCAAGCUACAAAUGAGUGCAUAAAGACAGUUCGUUUGAUUGAAAUAUACGAAAGCCAUCCUAUGCGGACUUCCAUCUUUUAUACCAAUGCACAAUUCUGAGAAAUUAUUGGUUUAUUAAAAGAAAAUGAAGAAGGAGAAGAAGAAAAAAGGGAAGAAAAGAGACGGAGGACAAUUUUUCUAGGUGUCUUACGAUGUAUCUGUAAAUCUAUAGCAUACCAUCUAUACUCUGCAGCCUCCAAAAAAGCAAAGAAAGGGGCGGCACAUCAUGUGUAAGUCAAUAUGGCCUUUGUAUAAGAUCUUUUUGACAGACAAUAUUAGUACUUA
Eucalyptus grandis is the source of this 1438-nucleotide messenger RNA. RefSeq names its product gibberellin 2-beta-dioxygenase 6. Bases 93 to 1136 code for a protein of 347 amino acids. Gene Ontology annotation, molecular function: dioxygenase activity. The record is from RefSeq and is a predicted model, not a curated record. The transcript has 2 exons. Lineage: Eukaryota; Viridiplantae; Streptophyta; Magnoliopsida; Myrtales; Myrtaceae.